CCCCAUUUUCUUCACCUUUUCCAUGUGUUUUCCCUCAUUUUCCUGCGAACCAAACAGAUGAUAGACUUUGAAGGAUAAAUAAUGCAUGUGUGAGUCUUAUAACAAUUCCACAAGCCUUUUACCCCUUCAUUUUCUCGGUAACCAAACAGAGAAGGAAGCUUUGACUGGAGAAAAUUCUGAUACUACAUCAAAUGUUACCCAUACCCACCAAGUCCAACCACUGUCUUCUUCCUCGGAUCCCUUCUUUGAGGUCAAGAAAGAUGAUCUCAGAAGCCUUUGAGAAUGAUAUAGAAGUAAGCACCAACUAACCAUUUUCUCUCUCUUAAAGUCAUUUUGCUUUUUCGUCAUUUUCCUGAGAACCAACCAGAGUGUGAAGUACAAGGAGAAAAAGAAAACGUUUUUGUUAUCUUCUGUAGUGACCCUUUUCAAGCUGUUUGAUAUUCCAACAAUGGCCGAAAUAUCAGAUACCAUCAUCGAGGAAAGAGAGGAGUUGAUGAUUUCACCCACAGGUGAUAGCGACCCAAUUAAAAGAAAAGCCCACUUUCUUAACCCCUCUGUAAACCCUGCUCAAGGACCAGAAUUUGGGCUUCCUUUUCUUCCUAUUCCACCCAAAUCCACCAUUCCUGAGAUCGAGAAAUUGCCUUUGAUUGUAAAGUACAGAGGUCGGCGAUUCCCGCAAAACAACUGGAAAGAAUGGGUGGAUAGCUUGCAUUCCAAGCAUCAAUCCACAUGGAAGAAAGCUGGUAUAUAUGAGGCAAUAUUGAGUUCCACAUGCCAAAUCCUAAGGCACAAUGAGUUGAUUGUUAAUGUUGCUGAGAGAUGGCGUCCUGAGACCAAUACCUUUCUCUUUCCUUGGGCUGAAGCAACAAUCACGUUGGAGGAUAUGAUGAUUUUGGGGGGUUACUCUGUUUUAGGGGACUCUAUUUCAAAGCCCCUUGAAACCAAUGAUUUGUGGGAAAUGAAAUCUAGCUUGACAGAAGCUCAUAAACAACUUCCAGUAGCAAGUCAUGCUGCAUGGAUGAACUAUUUCAUGGGGACUGACCAAGAUCUCGAGCAUGAAGCGUUUCUGGUGCUAUGGCUAUCAAGAUGUGUGACAAAUGAGGAUAAAGGAGACAGAUUGGUGCUUGACCUUUGGGCCCCAUUUGAGCUUGUGCAGCUUUGGAUUUGGGAGAGAUUCCCAGCAUUAAGGCCAACACCAAAUUUGAUCAAAGAUGGUGAGCCAAGAGUGGCUCGGUGGCAUAAAGUGAAGAAGUUGAAUAUUGGGAAGGUGAGAUUUGUCAUAGACUCUGAAGAAGGAGAUGGCUUUCAGUGGCGGCCUUAUGCUGCAGGCUUGGAGAACUGGUUGCCUCCAAAGCUCUAUAGAGAUGAAGAAGAAGAGUGGGUGUCUAUUGGUCCUGAUUUGGAUGAAGAAGUUGCUUCAUUUGCACGAUGCUUGAGGGUAAGCGAGCUGGUUGGACAAAAGUGCAUAGAGCAAUACCUUCCACACAGAGUGGCCAUGCAAUUUGGCAUGGAUCAAGAUAUUCCGGGAUUUGUUCCUCGAUUCAAUAUGAAUGUUGAAGCUGCUUGGAGCUAUUACUGUAGGCCAAUUACAGAUAAACAGUUAUAUUUACCAGCCAGACUCUUUGAGUCAGAUGUUACCGAACGAUACUUGAAGUGGUGGAAGCAAUCAAUGGUUGUUCAGGAAGAUGCAAUCAAGCACUUUGCUAGGCGGCCUAGAAAUAGAAGAAGAUUUGGCCGAAUCUAUGGUGGAAAUGUGGAAGAUUCCCAUGUCUCUGUUCCUCAUGGUUUUCCUCCUGAAAAGAAAACCAUCAAGGAAGCUGAGCAUACAACACUCUUUGGGGCUUUGAGUGCAACUAACAAUCUUGAGAACAAACUGGCUACUGAUGUUAUGGCUUUCUCAGGCUCCAAUUCACAAAGUACAUCACAUUCAAUGGCAGAUGAUGGAGGAAGAUUGCCCCGAAUCUAUGCUGGAAAGGUGGAUUACCAUGUCUCUGUUCCUCCUGGUUUUCCCCCGAAAUGCCAUAAAGUAGACGAAAAGAAAAUCAUCAAGGAAGAAGCUGAGCCUACACCCUUUGGAGCUUUGAGUGCACCUAACAAUCUUGAGAACAAACUGGCUGCUGAUAAGCCUUUCUCAGGAUCUAAUUCACAAAGUAUGUCCCAUUCAAUGGCAGAUGAUGGAGGAAGAUUGCCCGGAAUCUAUGCUGGAAAGGUGGAAGAUUACCAUGUCUCUGUUCCUCCUGGUUUUCCCCCGACAUACCGUAAAGUCGACGAAAAGAAAACCAUCGAGGAAGAAGCUGAGCAUGCACCCUUUGGAGCUUUGAGUGCACCUAACAAUCUUGAGAACAAAUUGGCUACUGAUGUUAUGCCUUUCUCAGGCUCUAGUUCACAAAUUAGAUCACAUUCAAUGUCAGGUGAUGGAGAAAGAUUGCCCCGAAUCUAUGGUGGAAAGGUGGACGAUUCCCAUGUAUCUGUUCCUCCUGGUUUUCCUCCGAAAUGCCAGAAAGUCGACGAAAUGAAAACCAUCAAGGAAGAAGCUGAACAUGCACCCUUUGGAGCUUUGAGUGCACCUAACAAUCUUGAGAACAAAUUGGCUACUGAUGUUAAGCAUUUUUCAAGCUCUAAUUCACAAAUUAGAUCACAUUCAAUGUCAGGUGAUGGAGAAAGAUUGCCCCGAAUCUACGGUGGAAAGGUGGACGAUUCCCAUGUAUCUGUUCCUCCUGGUUUUCCUCCGAAAUGCCAGAAAGUCGACGAAAUGAAAACCAUCAAGGAAGAAGCUGAACAUGCACCCUUUGGAGCUUUGAGUGCACCUAACAAUCUUGAGAACAAACUGGCUGCUGAUGUUAAGCCUUUCUCAGGCUCUAACUCACAAAAUAUAUCACAUUCAAUGGCAGAUGAUGGAGCUGCUAAAAAGGACUUGCUGAUGAGACCAAUGCCAGAGAUUUUGCAGACUCGAGUUUCAAUGCCUGAUCUGGCUGAUGCAACUGUGAUUGAAAUGGGAUGUCCAUCCAACGCUGUGGUGCAUGUCAAAGACAAUGAUGGAGAAAGCAGUAGCUAUUGCAAACCUGAGAUACCAGGAUUGGAACUUGAGGUUCGGGUAAGUAGGCUUGAGAGAGUAUUUGCUGAGCUAAAAGCGGCAAGAUAUGGUCGCAAGGUUGUGAACAAGCCCACCAAGGAGGAUCCAUAUCAGCACUAAGCAAAGCUUGAACCGAAGUACAUAAAUUGCUAAUGCUUCGAAGUAGAACUAUUUUGUUAGGUGUCUUUACAGUUUUCUUUCACAUGGAACUGAUCAGGCAAUGUAACAAUUGUAAUCCUUCUCUGACAAUUACUUCUAGAACAACUCAUGUCUGAAUGCUUUUGUUUCACCGAAUUUUGUUUAUGGUUUAGAGGGUGCUGAUUAUAGCUGAAAGUUGUUGCUUGUGAAGU
Molecule: messenger RNA, 3423 nt
Organism: Corylus avellana
Lineage: Eukaryota; Viridiplantae; Streptophyta; Magnoliopsida; Fagales; Betulaceae
Biological process (GO): meristem development; meristem maintenance
Source: RefSeq, a predicted model, not a curated record